AUGACUACCCCAAGUCAAAGAUUCUACUACCUGGCCGGCCAGGGUGUCCGCCACUCCAUUGCCCCCACCGUCCACCAGACCGUGGCCGACGCCCUCGGCCUUCCCUGGACUUUCAAGCUCCUCGACAUCCCCUCUGUCGAAGAGCUCAUGUCCGUCUUCCGCCAACCCGACUUCGCCGCCGGCGUCGUCACAAUGCCCUACAAGAAGACCAUAAUGCCGCACCUCGACCGUCUCGACGAGCUCUGCACGACACUUGGCUCAUGCAACAACGUCUACAUCGACGGCGACGGCAAGCUCGUGGGCUCAAACACCGACUGGAUCGGCAUCCUCGAGUGUCUGCGCACGGCAUCGGAGAAGGGCGUGGGUAAGCCCGCAAUGGUGAUUGGUGCCGGCGGAGCGAGUAGGGCGGCCGUGUAUGCGCUGUUUGCGCAUCUCAAGUGUGCGACAAUCUAUGUCAUCAACCGCGACGACCAGGAAGUCGCCGACCUACAGAGCGACGCGCAGGCAUACGGUGAGGCUGGGCCAACAAUUGUGCAUGUAAAGUCACUGUCGCAGAUUGAGUCAAUCGCGGCGGAAGAGCUGCCAGCGUAUGUGGUGGGCACAGUGCCUGAUUUCGAGCCACAGACGGAGAGCGAGAUCGAGGCGUCGAAGAUUGUUAAAUAUGUAUUUGAGAAGACGCCAGAGGAGGGGAGGGGCGUGUUUUUGGAUAUGUGCUUUAAUCCCAGGAAGACAAGGCUGUUGAAGGCAGCCGGGGAACAGGGGUGGAAGACGGUGGAGGGGAUCAAUAUCAUUGGGUGGCAGUUGGAGAGGCAGUACACGCUGUGGGCGGGCGCGGAGGCGGCGAAGAAUAUUCCGUACGAUAAGGCGUGGGAGGCGCUGAGGAAGGCCGCGGACGCGAGUACGAUUAUCAAUAAAUAG
Morchella importuna is the source of this 918-nucleotide messenger RNA. RefSeq lists its product as uncharacterized. Gene Ontology annotation, biological process: chorismate biosynthetic process; shikimate metabolic process. The record is from RefSeq and is a predicted model, not a curated record. The transcript has a single exon. Gene Ontology annotation, molecular function: shikimate 3-dehydrogenase (NADP+) activity. The coding region runs from base 1 to 918 and encodes 305 amino acids. Lineage: Eukaryota; Fungi; Ascomycota; Pezizomycetes; Pezizales; Morchellaceae.